Messenger RNA from Odobenus rosmarus divergens (Pacific walrus), 602 nucleotides. It is a transcript of the gene NT5M, whose product is annotated as 5',3'-nucleotidase, mitochondrial. The transcript is spliced from 5 exons. Gene Ontology annotation, molecular function: 5'-nucleotidase activity. The record is from RefSeq and is a predicted model, not a curated record. Gene Ontology annotation, biological process: pyrimidine deoxyribonucleotide catabolic process. NCBI's taxonomy places the organism in Eukaryota, Metazoa, Chordata, Mammalia, Carnivora, Odobenidae. The coding region runs from base 22 to 585 and encodes 187 amino acids.
GCCCUGCGGGUGCUGGUGGACAUGGACGGCGUGCUGGCCGACUUCGAGGGCGGCUUCCUCAGGAAGUUCCGCGCGCGCUUCCCCGACCAGCCCUUCAUCGCCCUGGAGGACCGGCGCGGCUUCUGGUUGUCCGAGCAGUACGGCCUCCUGCAGCCCGGCCUGAGCGAGAAGGCCAUUAGCAUAUGGGAAUCAGAAAAUUUCUUUCUUGACCUGGAGCCUCUGCCAGGGGCUGUGGAAGCUGUGAAGCAGAUGGCCAACCUAGAAAACACUGAUGUCUUCAUCUGCACGAGCCCCACGAAGAUGUACAAGUACUGUCCCUACGAGAAGUAUGCCUGGGUGGAGAAGCACUUUGGCUCUGACUUUCUGGAUCACAUUGUGCUGGCCACAGACAAGACCGUGGUCUCUGCCGACCUUCUCAUAGACGACAGGCCAGACAUCACAGGGGCCGAGCCAAACCCCAGCUGGGAGCACAUCCUCUUCACAGCCUGCCACAACCGGCACGUGCAGCUGCAGCCCCCCGGCCGCAGGCUGCACUCGUGGGCGGACGACUGGAAGGCCAUUCUGGACAGCAAGCGGCCCCGCUGAGCUGGACUGUGCUCUGG